Messenger RNA from Silurus meridionalis, 2444 nucleotides. RefSeq names its product defective in cullin neddylation 1 domain containing 3 (gene dcun1d3). Gene Ontology annotation, molecular function: ubiquitin-like protein binding; cullin family protein binding; ubiquitin conjugating enzyme binding. The transcript has 4 exons. NCBI's taxonomy places the organism in Eukaryota, Metazoa, Chordata, Actinopteri, Siluriformes, Siluridae. Bases 668 to 1582 code for a protein of 304 amino acids. The record is from RefSeq and is a predicted model, not a curated record. Gene Ontology annotation, biological process: positive regulation of ubiquitin-protein transferase activity; protein neddylation. Gene Ontology annotation, cellular component: ubiquitin ligase complex.
CACACACACACACACACACACUCCUCACUGGUCUUCAGUGUGUAUGUGACUGAUUUUGUUCAGAUUCUGGAUCCAGCCUGGUGUUUCCUCACUGAAGAUGAUAAAAGGGUUACUUAGAAUUGCACCAUAAUUCCAAAAGUAUUGGGACAGCAGACUUUUCCAGCCAUAUGUGCUUCUUCUCCAAACUGUUACCACAAAGUUGGAGACCUACAGAAUUAUCGGAUGUUAUUGGUCUGAAAUUCUUUCUUCACUUGAACACUGAGACUAAAACCUGUUCCAUCAUGACAGUGCACAAAGCCAGCUCCUGCAUGGGUUGGAGUGGCGGAUCUCCUGUGAUGGAGCUACCAAACACCUUUGAGAAGUUUGUGAAUGCUGACUGCACCCUAGGCCUCCUCACCUUAACCUCCUGACUUUACUAACACCCUUGUGGCUCAAUCUACAUCUAAUGGAACAUCUUACCUGAAAAGUGGUUAACAGAUGCUGACUUUUGGGCGAUGGGCCUCUCUCAGAUGACACCAAUGUCCUCAGCUCAGACGCUCGGGUCAUGGUGACCGCUGUCAGGUGGCGUGUAGCCGGAGCCGAGCGGGCCUGAGGAGGAGAACCAGGAAGGAGAAGGCGUGAUAGAGGAAGAGAGACAGGAGGAAUAGGAGAGAGAGAGAGGAACACUAUGGGCCAGUGUGUGACUAAAUGUAAAAACCCCACAUCCUCUCUGGGCAGCAAAAGUGGUGAAAAGGAUGCUGGGAAAUCCCAUGGCAAAAAAGGAAGCGGAGGAGGAGCAGGUGGGCCCAAAGAGGAGGCCAGGCUUCCUGCCGAUGUCAACGGCACAAAGUCACCCGAGGUUACCGCGGACACCUCUGCGACCACGCCUCUUUCUGACGUGCAGAGGGAGGAGCCUGAGCAGGAUGGGGAGGGGCUUUCUCUGGCACGGAUAGAGGAAAUGUUUGUGUGUUACAAGGACGAGCAUGAGGACGCCAUAUUGGAAGAGGGAAUGGAGCGUUUUUGCAAUGACCUAAACGUGGACCCAGCCGAGUUCAGGGUACUGGUACUCGCGUGGAAGUUUCAGGCUGCGACCAUGUGCAAGUUCACAAGACAAGAGUUCGUGGAGGGCUGUAAGGCGAUCCGUGCCGACUCCGUGCCUGGGAUCUCUCAGCGUUUCUCGGCCAUGUUGGACGAUUGUCGCUCUGAGGAGAACUUUAAGGACCUGUAUCGCUUCACGUUCCAGUUCGGAUUAGACUGCGGUGAGGGUCAGCGCUCGUUACAGCGCUGCAUCGCCAUCGCCCUGUGGAGGCUGGUGUUCACGCUCGACACGCCGCCCGUGCUCGAACGCUGGCUCCACUUCCUGUCCGAGAACCCGUGCGGAGUGCGUGGCAUCUCGCGCGACACCUGGAACAUGUUCCUCAACUUCACGCAGAGUGUCGGGUCCGACCUGAGCAACUACAGCGAGGACGAGGCCUGGCCGAGCCUCUUCGACUCCUUCGUGGAGUGGGAGAACGACUGGCGACGGAGGGAACGGGAGCUGCGAAAGACAGGGGGAGGGGACGGGCACACCGAAUUCACUGCAGAGUCCGAGCCCACGGCAUGAUGGCGGAGUAGAAACACCACGCUGGUAGCGUCCAGGAGGACACAGAGUCCCUGAGAGUGCAGCAUGAACGCAGGGAGAACCCAGGGCCCGAACUGAUAAUCACCCAGCAUGGCCCCUAUGCACAGCACGGCAUGAUGGGAAACUGUGACGCGCUGGGAUGGAUGUGAAAAGUAUUAUUCCCAGAAUCCCUACUGUAUCUGUGAUGAUCUGAUGAAGCUGAUGGUCAUUUUAUAUUUUUAGGCUUCUCUGUAACAUGACAGAUGUCCGUAUGUCCACACCCUCCUUCACACCCCUCAGCUCCAGAGUUAUUUUACUGAAAGGGCUCCAGAAAAACUUUUUUAUUUUUUAGCACUUUUAUUUAAAUUAUUGUUUUUAUUUCUAUUGAUCUUUUUUUUCAGUAUUUUAAUAACUAUUCUUAAGCCACACCAGACACAUCCCAGACAUCUGUCACCAUGGCAGCAGUGUGACCUUACAAACGGAAAUAUCUACAACAUGAUGUCAGGACGAGGGAGAGAUCAGGGCCAGGCUUCAACGGUUAACUCCAGCACAGAGACUCUACACCUUUACUCAUGUGUGUGUGUUUCUCCUUCUACACAAUCCCUCUCUCUCUCUCUCUCUCUCUCUCUCUCUCUCUCUCUCUCUCUAUCCGACUCUCUUGCUCUUUUCCUCUACCCCCCCUGUGUAAUUUAAUACAGAUUAAUCUGCAGUCUGAGGUUAUUUUAUCUGCUGUGACUUGUUUUUGUUUUUAGGUUUACAGUUUUUCCCCUGCGGUGAUUAUUUCUGAUUCCUUUUGUCUGGUUUUAUAUUAAGAUGCUACAAUUUAUAACUAAUAAAAAAGUGUGAAAUUUGGAAGUGGACCACA